Molecule: messenger RNA, 1409 nt
Organism: Nematolebias whitei (Rio pearlfish)
Lineage: Eukaryota; Metazoa; Chordata; Actinopteri; Cyprinodontiformes; Rivulidae
Gene: gps2
Product: G protein pathway suppressor 2
Exons: 11
Coding region: 163-1194 (343 amino acids)
Biological process (GO): regulation of transcription by RNA polymerase II
Cellular component (GO): transcription regulator complex
Molecular function (GO): transcription coregulator activity
Source: RefSeq, a predicted model, not a curated record
AGCAUCUUUAUCAUCCGGGUGCGCAAACCUUUCUUUCUGUUUACGUUUAUAAGGCCAAAGUUUUGGUUUUACACCCUAUAAACUUAAAAACCAGUAGGCGUUUAAAUUUCGUAUUGAACGACUCAGAAAACGACAAAACUGGCCCCACCACUGCCCGUCACCAUGCCCGCCCUGCUGGAGAGACCCAAGCUGUCCAACGCGAUGGCCCGAGCCCUCCACAAACACAUCAUGAGGGAGAGGGAGCGCAAGAGACAAGAGGAGGAGGAGGUGGAUAAAAUGAUGGAGCAGAAGUUGAAGGAGGAGGAGGAGAGAAAGAGGACGAAAGAAAUCGAGGAGAGGAUGUCGUUGGAGGAGACCAAAGAACAGGUGAUGAAGAUGGAAGAAAAACUGCAGGGACUUCAAGAAGAGAAGCAUCAGCUCUUUCUACAGCUCAAGAAGGUUCUCCAUGAAGAGGAGAAGCGGCGCAGGAAGGAGCAGAGUGACAUCACCACCCUGACGUCAGCCAGCUACCAGCCCAGUCUGUCCAUGCACACAGGGCAGCACCUCCUCAGUAUUCCAGGCAGCCCGGUCGGCCACAGUCGACCCGGAGCUCUGCUGGGAGAACGGAGCAAACAGCUCUUCCCAGCUUCUGUCAUUCCUGCCCGACAUUAUCAGACUCCUGGCUUCAGCUCGGGCUCAGCAGAGCACGGGCAGUUCAGUGGAAGCCAGGGGGUCCAUGAGCCCUACGGGGUGGCUCAGGCCCAGCACCCCUCCUCCUACGCACCUGGACCCUCUGUACCCGUCAACUUUGCCAGCAGCUCUCAGAUCAGAGGUGAAGAACGCACUCGGACGCAGAAAUACUCGAUCGUUGGUGCGUCUGCGUUUCAAGCCAUGCAGUACCUCCCUCACCAGCAGGCGGGGUAUCCUGUUCACGGUCACUUCACCUCGCAGCCAGGAUACAUCCCAGGAGCAUCGAUCCCGCUGCAGAAGCAGCUGGAACACGCCAACCAGCAGUCGGGCUUCACCGACGCAGGUGGUCUGAGGCCAAUGCACCCCUCAGCCAUGCAUCCAUCUGCUUCUGGUCUGCUGCCUGCCCCCAUGGUCCAGAUCCCCACCGCAAAGGCCCCGUUCCAGAGCUCUCCUCAGGGCGCUCCUCGACACAGCUUCCUCCCCCACAGCCAGAGCAGCCAGAGGUUCUACCACCACGGCAAGUGACCAACGCCACGGUCCACACGUCCGUCACAGCCACCGCGCCGCUUCACGUCCGACCUCUAACUGGCCCCACUUCAAAAACGACGCUGGUUCAAGUCAAGUUAUUGGUUUUAUUGUUGGUAAAGUCUCAUUUCUGGAGUCCACAGACUGUCCCAAACCUCACACGCUUCUGUAAACACUUUCUCUACACGACUUUAAAUAAAGUGGAGUUGUAAAAA